UGAGAAACUAGAGAAACCAAAGGGGUGCAAAGUUGGUUUCGUAGCCGAGAAACUAGCAGGGGGACCGUUUCACACCGGGCUCCGAACCGUCCUCUCGGCUCCGGUCGUUCACCUUGUCACCGAAGAACUGUGCAGAAGAAGAAGACACGCUCAAAGAGAAGGAAGAGGAUAUUGAAAGUUGGGGAUCUGUCAGAAUCGCAACUUUACUCCAAAGAUGACUCCUGUCCUUCGUCAUAUUGCGUCCAUCUUCGCCCUCAUCGACACUGUUUUGUGUCAUUAUAACUUCGGUGACUUCGCAGUGAGCCAACAAAGUAUUGCUCCAGAUCUCUGAUUAUGUGCUUGUGAUGAUACACGAGCUGCCCUCGCCAUUUCCCAUUCCUAUUGUCUGUAACAAGGACGCCAUCGUUCUACUCGGACCCCGUCCUCCUACUCCACCCUCCGAGUUUCUGGGCCAUGCUCCGCAAGAAAGGCUCUCUCAUUAUUUGUGGCACGUUCCUGUUUAUAACCUGGAACGCCAUACUGGUGCUUCUGCUCUGGGGCAGACCCCCACCCGGCCAGCCGGGCGAGCCUGGCCGAGAGCAGAGAGAAGUGCCCGAAAGGCCCACUAAUGAUGUGGUGGGAGAUGUGCUCCGAAUGGCCGACACGUUCGAGGCAGAGCUUGAACUGCAGAAAAACAUCCUGCUGCAGAUCAAGAACCAGCAGUCGCUGUGGGAGCCGUCAAGCAGAAACGGUCCAAAGGUUGUCGUCCCGGGUCAGCCUGUCAUUCCCAUCCUGGUAAUCGCCUGUAACAGGGUCACGGUGAGGCGAUGCUUGGACAAACUCCUGGAGCUCCGUCCUUCUGCGGAGCUUUUCCCAAUCGUAGUGAGUCAGGACUGUGGGCACGCCGACACUGCCGAGGUGAUCCGUUCCUAUGGAAAUCAAGUGAUUCACCUGAAGCAGCCGGACUUGUCGGACGUCGCGGUGCGACCAGAACACAAGAAGUUUCAGGGUUACUACAAAAUCUCCAGGCAUUACCGCUGGGCUCUCAACCAGGUGUUCAAGACCCUCUCUCAUUCCUCUGCUGUGAUUGUGGAGGAUGACCUCGAGGUGGCGCCAGACUUCUUUGAGUACUUCCAAGCCUUGCUGCCACUCCUGAAAUCGGACCCCAGCCUGUGGUGCGUGUCGGCCUGGAAUGACAAUGGCCGGGACGGGUACGUGGAUCCAGGCAAGGCUGACCUGCUCUACAGGACAGACUUCUUUCCUGGUCUUGGGUGGAUGCUCCUCCGGGAGCUGUGGGAGGAGCUGGAGCCCAAGUGGCCCGCUUCAUUCUGGGACGACUGGAUGCGUCAGCCGGAGCAGCGCCGCGACCGCGCCUGUAUACGGCCAGAGAUCUCACGAACUUUGACAUUUGGCCGGAAAGGAGUGAGUCUGGGUCAGUUUUAUGACAGGUACCUGCGAUACAUUAAACUAAACACUGAAUUUGUGCCUUUCACCAAGUUAGACCUGAGUUACUUGAAGGAGGAGACGUACAGGGAACAUUUUGAGAAGGAUGUUUACAGUGCUCCCGUGGUUGCAUAUGAAGAUGUUAAACAGCUGAAAGGAACUGGGCCCUUCCGCCUUCAAUACACAAGAAAGGACAGUUUCAAAGUGCUGGCCAAAAACCUGGGGGUGAUGGAGGACUUGAAGUCUGGAGUCCCGAGGACAGGAUACAGAGGGGUUGUCAGUUUCAUCUCAAGAGGACGCAGAAUCUACUUGGCCCCUCCUCCAGGAUGGACCAAGUAUGAUCCCACCUAGAGCUGAUAAUCCAGAAGAAAGUUUAUGUGCUAUAUCUCUGAAUGUCAGUGGGGGAAAAGCAUUCCUGACCAAAGACUGACUGUCUUUCACUGAAUGAUAUGUACUUUAGAAUAUUCUCUCUAAUAAUGCAGAAUGGAUUGUCUUUCUGGUGUUGGGGUUAUUGCCAAUGCUACUCAGGUCUUUUUCAUUAUCCUACAGCCUAAACCGUCUGUUAGACAAGACUGCUGCAAGAUCUAUUUUUAUAUUCUGCUAAUUGUGCACAUGACAUUCAUUUAUGCAUUCAGUGCAAUUACAUAGUUUGCCACUUUUGUGUUAAUUAUUUGCAAAUUUCUGAUGUUUGUCUGGUGCAGAUAUGAAAAUAUAAUCUGUGGUAUGGUUGUUUAUGGUGGUGGUGACAGGUCAUAACUGAAGUAUAAUCCGUCAUUUGAUUCUCAUUGUUUGUCUUCUAUGAAAAUCGGUUCUUCCUGCUAAAUUAAUUUAGUUGAAUGAUUUUCCAAUGUAGUACAACUUGCAGGUUUUUUACCUGUUUGUAUAUUUUUGGAAUUAAAAAAAUACACAAUUUU
Anarrhichthys ocellatus (wolf-eel) is the source of this 2336-nucleotide messenger RNA. RefSeq names its product alpha-1,3-mannosyl-glycoprotein 2-beta-N-acetylglucosaminyltransferase a (gene mgat1a). Gene Ontology annotation, molecular function: alpha-1,3-mannosylglycoprotein 2-beta-N-acetylglucosaminyltransferase activity. Lineage: Eukaryota; Metazoa; Chordata; Actinopteri; Perciformes; Anarhichadidae. The transcript has 3 exons. Bases 454 to 1773 code for a protein of 439 amino acids. The record is from RefSeq and is a predicted model, not a curated record. Gene Ontology annotation, biological process: protein N-linked glycosylation. Gene Ontology annotation, cellular component: Golgi apparatus.